This is a messenger RNA of Chelmon rostratus (copperband butterflyfish), 4822 nucleotides long. RefSeq names its product NTPase, KAP family P-loop domain containing 1 (gene nkpd1). The transcript has 6 exons. Lineage: Eukaryota; Metazoa; Chordata; Actinopteri; Chaetodontiformes; Chaetodontidae. Bases 433 to 2655 code for a protein of 740 amino acids. The record is from RefSeq and is a predicted model, not a curated record.
UUGCAAGAAUGGGGAUUUUUCUACCUCGUAAUGCUUUCAGGAACUACCCACUUCACUCCGAUUCUAUGAAUAGAGAGAAGAUUGGGAGCAGGAGUAUGGGUUAACGGGCUGGAAAAGGAGAAUGGAAUAAACGUACAGCUCCAUCUCUCAGAAAUAAUUUCAUCUUGAAUGUGACUUCACUUCCUGAAAAAAGUCCAGCCUACAGAUGUAGCAUGUAGUUAUCAGGUGCCUUUUUUCUUCUCUUAUCAGUGUUGUAAAGUUUUACGGCACUGAGGUCUUGGGGGUGUAAGGUUCACCAUACAAUAGCUGCUGCUGCAUGGUCCUCUCUGUUCGCUGGAUACAUUAAAAUUAACAAUUGAAGAUGAGUCCAAAUGAAGAUCAGGACUGACAUUUGGGACUUAAUCAGGUCAGAGGGAUUUAUGGUGAAACUGCAUGUCCCACCACACAUUCAUCAUGUAUAAGUCAACAAAAGAUGACAUUUAUGCAUAUGCACUGUCCAAGACCCUGACAAAAGUUUCAUCACCUGCAACUGUAGGACUCUACUCUGCAUGUCAGAAUCGAAUUCACAUGAUCCUCAGACAAAUGGAAGUGAACAUGAAGCAGGAGGCUUCAAGGAUUGAGCAGGAAUACAAUGGAAAAUUCAAGCCUCGCUCAGUUAACCCUUCAUUUACUGGCUUUCUAGCGCUCAUUGGCCGAAUGCUCUUCUACAGGCCCAUUUGGACUAAGGAGAACCAGGAUCACCAUAACAUCAGGUUCAUUUAUGUGCAUUUUAGUGCCUGGCAUUUUGCCGGCAGUGACCUGCUCUGGGCCGGCCUAGCUAUACGGUUGUUUCAGGCCAUGCAGAUGAACUUUGGGAAAUUGCAGCUUGUACUCUACCGUGUUGCUCAACAUGAUGAAGAAGAGGAAGUCAGGAAGAAGAUUGUGGAGGACAGUACUAACCAUUGGAGGUCCAAAAAGGUUUGCUGCUGCCCUCUGUGGCUUCUCAUCCUGUCCAUUCUUGUGGUACCAAUUAUCGUCCUGGUAUUCUGGUUGUCUUUUGGCCUUCCUGAAAUAGAACCUGAUCAGGGGGUGAAUGGAACAACAGGCCAGGUGGGUGUGCUGGAGGGUCUGGUCAUUGCUGCAUUAGGAGUACCAGCAGCAAGCGCAUUGAGGUUCGCCUUUCUGAUGGGUAAGAACCUGAUCUUCAACCAGGAUCUGAACAUCAAGAGGGGCAUGGACAAUGAGCGGGUCAGCAGCAAACUGGGCUUCAUGAACGAAGUGAGGAAGGAAAUGUGGUUUCUGUCCCGCUUCAUUCAGUUUAUGGAAGUCUUUGAGAGUAGAAGGAUCCGAGUGGUACUGAAGAUCACCAAUCUGGAUCGGUGCUCCCCCAAGAAAAUUGUUGCAGUUCUGGAUGCCAUUAAUAUUCUGCUUUCAGACGAGGAAAGUCCAUAUAUUUCCAUUCUGGCCGUCAACCCGGAGGUUCUUGUACAGAAAGUGAAUUUUGCAGAUGGCUGCUUCAGCAAGGAGGACAGAGCAUAUGCACUAUUGAACUCCAUUGUGACUCUGGCCUUCACAGUCCCACCACUGUGUGAAGACUCAAAGCGCAGUUUAUUUUACAGCCUCGCUAUCAAUUCAAAAAUCCCUGAGGACGUAAGCAUGAGGAAAGAUAAACUGAGAAGAAGGGGCCUCAAAAACAAAUCUUCCCCAGAUAUAUCUUCAGUGGAGACUGGAUUGGAAAUGAAAGAAUCAAAUCCACUGAUCGAUAAAACUCCAGCAGCACUGGAUGUAAAGGAGGAGGAGGUAGAGACAUUGAUCAGGAGCAUCCUGGCCAGCAAUGACAGCAAUCUAAACAAGUACAUGUUAGAUGAUGCUAUGUCUAUGAGAAGAGUGAUCAACUCCAUUCGAGUGACUGUGAUAAUCAUGAAGUCCUUGAAAAGAGAGCUUCCUCAACCAGAAUAUAUUGCAGCAUGGGUGGUCUUAGCCAAUCAGUGGCCCUGCCGCCUAAGCUGGAUCAUCCAGUGUGUGGAAGAUGCUCAGCAAAGAGCAAAUAUUGAUCAGUCGAGUGUGUCCAACAUUGAUGAUUUAAAGACCAUAUGGAAAGUCUUCAGUGAGUCCAGGGCAGAGCUGUAUGUGAUGAGCGCUCAGAUUGAGGACCUCCUCGAGCAGGAUGGAGAUCCUGAGAUGUUUGAAACAUUUCUCACAGUAGAUUUUAAAUUCACCAUAAAGGACUUGAAGACAUUUGAAGUUGCAACGGUGAACCUAGAUCAUACGAUAAGGAAGGAGCUGGCUCAGAUCAGAGGGACGUCCAGGCUGAAAGAUUCUGGUUGGAUGAGGAACCUAGCUCCUCUGCCAAUCACGACUAUCAUCAAAAUGAAUACAGAGGAUGUAUGUAAAGAGCUGGAAAGGAUGGAAUAUCCAAGUAAGUAUGCAGAUAUUGUGAGAAGCAACAAGCUCAGUGGUUCGGCACUGGUCUUUGGCGACGCAGACGACCUGAAAAGCCUCCUCGAUAUGACCUUGGGUGAAUGGGCAACUUUCCGACUGCACUUCCUGGGUUUACCAUCACAUCUUCGCCCACAAUACAAGAACACGUUACCGACACCUCCUCAGUCUCAGAACCAGCUGCCGAGACAUGUUGCCCAUCAUUACUCAUCCAGUCUGGUUAACAGCUACAUGUAGGAAUUCAGCCCAUUUCUCUCUGACACCCCUAAAUUGAAUAUGUACAGCCAGCAUGUAGCUUAGCAUAAUGACGGGAAGCAGAGCAAAAUAGCUAGCCUGGCUCUGUCCAAAGUUUAAAUUUACACCUACCAGCACAUACAUACUAUGUUUUUGUAUGUAUUAAACAAGCAAGAUGGCAUGAGAUCAAGUUUGGACUGAGCAAGGCUAGCAGUUUGUCCCGCUCCCUGUCUUUAUACUAAGCUAAGCCUAACCACCUAACUCACCCAAGAACAUGAGUAAAUAAUGCAAAACAAUGCAAUAUUCUUUUAGGUCACUAUUAGUUUAUUUGGUUGUUUAAGUUGGUUCACACUUUAUUCAAACUUGAAUCACUAUAGUUUGUCUUCAAAAUUAGCUAUAAACCAGUUGUGGGGAUAAGAUUCCUGCUCAACACUGUUGUUUAGCUUGUCUGAACUAACUUUCCUGUUAGUAUGAACAUGUCUGACCAUUCUCCUCUGACCUCUGUCUGAUUAAGUGGUAGUGAUACAGUAGUUCAGACAGUUGCAGUAUCUGCACCGCUGUCACUGGUGAUGAUAAUGAGCUCAUACUAUAGAUACACAACCUCUGUGCUUCUCAGUCUGUCAAUGUCUCACUGUCACUGCUGCUCAAAUGUCUACCUGGAUUCCCUUUUGCUCCCUCCACCGCUCAAACGUGCCUCUUCUCGACAAUCCCCUUGAGGCAUUUCAAUUGAUCACUCCCUGCGUUCUCAUCUGGGGGGUGAUGAGACAUUAAGCCUUUAUACCAAAUUGAAUUGCUUUCUGUCUGGUAUCAAACAUUUAUUUGUAAUGAGUUGCCUGACUGGACUGAAUGAUUUUGGUUUAUCGCAUUUUGCCCAUGAUUCCAAUUUACCCAACAAACAUUCAGUUAUUCUUUUUAAGGCAUUGUGGUUCAGUCAUCUAUAUUUGUGAAUACACAAACAAAAAUUAGGACAUGGUGAUCUUAAUCUAACUGGAUUAAGGUUAAUUUCAACACAUUUUAACAAAUGUAUGAGUAACAUUCAUGAACUGGGGGGUUUAUUUAAGUGUGAAAUAUUUACAAUCAUUUCAUUUAGCUAGAGGAGCUUGUGAUAGACUCAUUAGUAAAAAUACUGCUUAGAAAAAUGGUUAAUCCCCUGUAACUACAAUCACCUAUGUCAAAUAACUGUCAUGUACAUGUUUGUUUACUGAAGUGAGAGAAGGGGUCUUUUUCAUGGAUCACAUUUUCCUAUAAUAGACAUUUUUCACAGCAGAUAUUUCAGUACGUCACAGUAGGAAACGCAGAUUCACUGCUUAAGUUUCAGGGUGCAUGCUGGCUCACUGUGACACUUGGCAGGUAACAGAGCUAUUGCUAAUGAUCCUAAUAACACCUGUGCCUUUCCUCCUAUGACACUCUAAAAUAAUGUGAAAAAGGUCUCUUAUGAGACUGCACUGUUAGAUUUUCCUGUGUCAAUGUGUUACAGAAGGUGACAAACAGAGAAGGAUCAGGAAGAUAAAAAGCUGUAAAAUAUGUUACCUCAAGAGAAGACACAGAGCAACUACUGUUUUCCCACUGCUUUUAAAAUCAUUUUCAAUACAAUUAAAAACAUAUAAUUACAUAUUAGAUGACUUCCUGUAGAGUAAUAAGAAUCUAAAGGGGUUCUAUUUUCAGUCUCUUCACUUUUACCGCUCCAUCGCACAAAACUGUCACAAGCAUUUGAAGAUAUUUAAGGGAAAAUUGAGGGGUUAUCCAUCAGCAACUGAGGCUAUUGUUGUAAGCUGUAAAGGGUUAACAGGAGCAGGAGGCUGCCUCAUGCACAAAACCUCAACUAGGUUUUACACAUUCAUUUUGUUGUUGUUGUUUUUUUAAGUACAGUAACUUUUAUAGUAAGUUUCCUCUGGACUCAGUGAAAAUGCCUAUGCUAGACAUCAUGAAUGAAUGCUAUAAGUUUCAAAAAGCUGAACUCUAAUAAAGUUGAAGUCAGAGAACAUUAACUGAAUAUUUAGGCGGAAAUCCUUUUGAUGUGUUUAGGCAUACUUUAUUGAUCGUUGAGCAGAAAAUCAAAUACAGUAUAUGUGCUGUGGUAAACUGUAAUUAUUAAUUUCUUGCAAAUCAAAUGUAAACUCUGGCAAAUAAAAUGCAUAUGUAAAAGUGUUCCAUAAUAAAAAAUGCUCAU